GGCGGGGAGAGGAGUCAGGUAGCUGUGGCCUAAGAUACCAGACCACGCCCUCCUGAAGCGGCGAGGCGUCCCAUUGGUUCGUGGCUUUCCUUCAGGAGGCGGGGCGGCCAAUGGGAGAGCGAGUUGAGUGGCUUCAAAAGUUAAUUGGUUCGAAUCUCGUCCCGGACACUCCCCCGCCAGCGGCACCAUGAACUCUGAGACAUAAUAUAUAAAAGAGCUUGUCAAUCUUGCAUCAGGUCUUACGGUGAACCCUAUACUGCGGUGAGUGCAAGGCGGAGCGGAGCCAAGUGAAGAUGCAGUGGAAACGCCUGGUUCUCGUGGCCCUGGUGGUGCUUCUUCAGGGCCUGGCGGAGGCGCGAUCCCGCAGGAACACCACCAGGACGCGGCAGAACAGAAGGACACAAGAGAGGUUCCGGCCUGUGGAAAGCAGGCUCAGUGACAACCAGGGGGACGUGGAGCCGCUUGCGCCGCCACACCACUCCCUCCGCCAGCAGCACGCGUACCGGGGCCAGCACGGCGGCAGGGUGCGGCACUUCCAGGGCAGGCACCACGGCCACCACCACACCCCGCACCACGCCCACCACCCCCAGCAGCUGGCCGCCGACCACCACGAGUGCCCUAAUUGCUAUCAGUUGGAGAUGCGCAAGAAACUUCGACUGGCGCAAAUAAAAGACCGCGUGCUGACCGCCACGGGGCUGAUCAACCCGCCUAACAUGACGGGCGUAGUGCUGUCCAGUAACCCAGACGUGCAGGGGAUUAUUCAGACAAUGGAGGUGCCCACGGCGUACCUCCAGGAGCCGCUCUAUAACGAAGACGAGCCAGAUGUCAAAACGGAAAUGCUGUUCUUUCCGGUUCAACCAGGUAACGGAUACACCCCGUCCCCAGCGCCUCCUGAUUUGAACAUUCCUGAGGGCACGGACGUAUUAUACUUCAACCUGAGCCGGACGCCUUUAGGGAACAGGGCCAAGAGAGCCAUCCUUCACGUGUGGCUUAAGCCCACCGUCUCUGAGCUCCUUAGACAAUUACCUGUGUCCAUUUUCAAGGUGUCCAGGCCCCAGAUACCCGGUGGCGAGAUUGAAAAGAAGUCCGUGACCACCGUGAUGGAGUCCUUUAACCCUUACGAAGGCAACUGGGUCAAAAUAGAGAUAUACCAGCUGCUGCAGGAGUGGCUGACGAGGCCGGAGGAGAACCUGGGGCUUGUCGUGGAGGCCUUAGAUUCCCAGGGGCAGCAGGUAGCAGUCACGGACCCACAGGAAUCACCCUCUAAUGCGCCGCUGCUAGAGAUCCACACGGAGGACUCCAACAGGUCGCGGUCUCGGCGGAACAGCGGCAACUUUAUGUGCACCAACGAGAACGAGUCUCGCUGCUGCCGCUACCACCUUACCGUCAACUUCGUGGAGAUGGGCUGGGACUUCAUCGUGGCGCCCAAGGUGUACGAGGCUAACUUCUGCAACGGCGAGUGUCCCUUCCUGUACGCCCACAAGUAUGCCCACACCGCCCUCAUCCAGAAGAUGAACAGCACCAACGCCCAGCACGGGCCCUGCUGCGGCGCCAGGAAGCUGUCGCCCAUGAAGAUGCUGUACUACGACCACGACCACAUGAUCAAGUUUGACAUCAUCAACGACAUGGUGGUGGACCGCUGCGGUUGCUCCUAAGACCCGCGCCACGCCGCGCCCCGCGUCCAGCGCCCAGCGCCACGCGCAGCGCCUCGCGCCCAGCGCCGCGUCGCCACUCCUAUAAGCAUCUGUGAUGGACACUAGGUCUUCUGUAAGGCUACCCUGCCCCGCCCGCCCCGCCCGCCCCGCCUCGCCCCGCCCGACGCCGCGCCGACCACCCAGCCCCUCCUUGCCCCAGUGCGUGCCUCGCCCCGCCUCGCCCCGCCACGCCACCCUCCACCACGGUGGCGGGGCGCGCCCAGGCGACGCCCUGUGCUGCUGCCGCUACUGUUGUUAUUGUUGUUGUUCCUGCUGCUGCUAUUACUGCUGCUGCUGCUGCUGCUGUCGCCGCGUUGCCGCCACUGCCGCCGCCGCCGCCGCCGCCGCCGCCGCCGCCGCUGCCACUGCUGCCGCCGCCGCCGCCACAGCUACCGCCGCCGCCACUGCAGCUGUGUUCGCUUCACCAGCACGUGCGGGUGGCGGGGCGCGGCCAGCACACAGGUGUUGCAGACAAUCAGUGCAAUGAUGUCCCACUCGCCGCCCCGCCCCUGCCGACCCGCCCCACCACCCGGGGACACGCCUCACCGGCCCAUACAGCCAUUCACCCAAAGGGAGGUGCGCACCCUGCCGGGCCACGCGCUGCAGUGGGUGCGGUGAGGAAGUGGCGCCGCGCAGGCCCGAGGCGGGAGUGAGGCACUGCGCGUCGCCGCCACUUUCCUGCUCAAUCUCCAGGGGCGCGGGGUGCCUGGGGGCGCGGCGCGGCGUGGUGCGGUCAAAGGCAGGGCAGGGCAGGGCAGGCGGGCGCCCCGUGAUGCCGCCGCGCCACUGCCGCCUCGAGGAGAGGAGUGCUUCAUUAGCCAGUAAGAGUGUGUUGUGUAUUUUCGGUGUCUACACUUCCCUGUACCAGUGUUACAGUGCUACAGUGCUACAGUACGUAGUGUUAGGGAAAGCUUUCCUUCCGGAGUGUGUCCUGCCGUGUUCGCUAGUCGGGAGCGGAGGCGGCGGGGGCAGGGGAACGGCCGCCCCUUGCCCCGCCACCCCCGUCAACUCAUCUGGGUGUGUCGCACCUGAGGGACGUGUGUGUGUGUGUGUGUGUGUGUGUGUGUGUGUGUGUGUGUGCGCGCGCGCGUCUUAACUUUAGCCAAAAUAUAUAAUCAAUAAAAAAACAAAUCUAGCAUUAACAAUUUCAGUCUCCGAAAAGUCACGUGACGAACACAAUUCCCUGAGGCAGGUGAGAAAACAACACCUGGAAACUCACUUCCAGUUGACGCUCCUCCUCUCUCCUCCCCCGUCACCACAACACCACCACCACCACCACCACUCCCAUACAUCUACCACCAGUCACCAUCACCACCACCACCACCACUAAAUCCACAUCAACAUCAACACUUCACUUCAUCAUCAUCCCCACCAACACCGUCACCACCAUUUCAUCACUCACACCACCACACCACAUCACCACCACACCAUCACCACAAUCAACAACACAAAAACACAAAAA
Messenger RNA from Portunus trituberculatus (swimming crab), 3156 nucleotides. RefSeq names its product growth/differentiation factor 8-like (gene myo). NCBI's taxonomy places the organism in Eukaryota, Metazoa, Arthropoda, Malacostraca, Decapoda, Portunidae. The transcript is spliced from 4 exons. The record is from RefSeq and is a predicted model, not a curated record. Gene Ontology annotation, cellular component: membrane; extracellular region. Gene Ontology annotation, molecular function: urea transmembrane transporter activity; growth factor activity; cytokine activity. Gene Ontology annotation, biological process: SMAD protein signal transduction; urea transmembrane transport. Bases 294 to 1655 code for a protein of 453 amino acids.